Molecule: messenger RNA, 905 nt
Organism: Oryzias melastigma (Indian medaka)
Lineage: Eukaryota; Metazoa; Chordata; Actinopteri; Beloniformes; Adrianichthyidae
Product: histone-lysine N-methyltransferase EZH1
Exons: 5
Coding region: 182-814 (210 amino acids)
Biological process (GO): chromatin remodeling
Molecular function (GO): histone methyltransferase activity
Source: RefSeq, a predicted model, not a curated record
UUUUAGAUCCCAACGUGCUGAAUGUGUCCUUACAGAGGGGGGUUUCAUCAGCGAUGAGGUCUUUAAAGAGCUGGUGGACGCUCUCAGCCAGUAUUCUGACCAUGAAGAUGACGAGGAGGAGGAAGGAGCAGCAGCAGGAGGAGCAUCCGUGGAGGGUUCAGCGAAGAAGGACGAUGAGAGGAUGAUGAGGAGGAGCUCACUGGAGAGCUCGGAGGAGACGAAGGCUGGAGCCUUCGUUAGGAGGAAAAGGAGAAGCACGACUGAGGUGAGAGAUUUGUCCGGCAGCAAGAGGAUCCCCAGCGAUAAAAUAUUUACAGCCAUCGCCUCGAUGUUCCCCUACAAAGGCACCACGGAGGAGCUGAAGGAAAAGUACAAGGACCUAUUGGAGCCCUCCAGUCAAGUGAAACUGCCCCCGCUGUGCACCCCGAACUUAGACGGACCUUUUGCAAAGUCUGUUCAGAGAGAGCAGUCCUUACACUCCUUCCACACUCUCUUCUGCAGACGCUGCUUCAAAUACGACUGUUUCCUCCACCCUUUUCGUGCUACCCCUAACGUUUACAAGAGGAAAAGUAAGGAGAUCCGCAUGGAGACGGAGCCCUGCGGGGAGGACUGCUUCCUGUUGCAGAAGGGGGCUAAAGAGUUUGUGGAUCAGAAUAUGCGACGCUCGCAGAGAUCUCGGCGGCGACGGAGGCACCAGCGCGCCACCGGUUCCAGCGGUCCUGGACCGUCUGCGUCUGCAGAGGACAGCAAGGAGGGCGACAGUGACCAUGAAAGCACUUCCUCUUCAGGUCGGAAAAAUGCUUUUGUCGAUUAGUCGUUACUUUAUAUUAUAUGGAGUCAGAGUGUAGUAAAGUUAAAAGUUAUAAUGGCAUUAUGCUAGCUUUUUGAACUAUUUGGGCAUUUAU